AUGCCUCUAUUCGCUGAUAGUUUCUGGUCUGAUGAUUUGGAUUCAGGGUUGAAAGUUCUCUUCGAGAAGCUUCACCAGGGAUGUGGGCAAUGUGAUCUUUUUAUACAACUGUUCGCCUCGAGAAUGCAGUUUGAAGUCAACUAUGGUAGACAGCUGGGUGGUAUUAAACAAGGUGUAGAUGACUUGGACAAGUUUGCUGAUGAUCCUGAAGCAACCAUAUUAAGUGCAUUGCACGGUAUCAUUGAAAACACCUCACUGGAAGGCAAUCAGCAUUUAAUGGUAGCGUCAAAUAUUGAACAAUUGGUAUUGACACCUUUCAGUAAAUGGUGUCACGAUCAUAGGAAAAGGGUUGAAUAUUCUGAGAAAAUCUUGAAGACCAACGUAUCAAAUUUUGAUAAAUCAAGAAGUUACGUCUCUAAAUUGGAAAGGGAAUAUUUCAAUCGUUGUCGACAGUUGGAAGAUUUUAAGAAGGCCAAUUACGCUAAUGACGACGAAUUGAUAAAAGCAAUGGAAUCACUGAAAUUGUUACAGAAAUACGAGAAGGACGUGGCUAGAGAAAAAGAAUAUCAAAAAUUCGCUACGGUGGGGAAUAUCGAUUUUGAUUAUAAGAGUAUGAGAGAAGUACUUCAGUUGCUACUUACCAAACUGCCUAAGUACAAUUAUACGGUCCCCUUUAUCAACUAUACUCUAGAAAAUACGAAUAGUGGUAGCGAUAUUACUCGAUUUUUGUUGGAAAACAUGUCGCUAAAGGAUCUGGACCACGCUGAAGUAUUCGGUCAAGAUUUAAUGAAUCUGGGGUUUUUAAAAUACUGUAAUGGUGUGGGGAAUACCUUUGUGAAUUCCAAGAAAUUUCAAUACCAAUGGAAAAGUUAUUCCUACAGAUUUGUAGAUAUACCACAAUCAGCUGAUGAAAACGAUUCUACAGCUUUACCGUUGGAACCAAGACUUUCUGCAUACAUCCAGGAUUUUAAUUUGAAUUUGCCAUCGUCUGCUACCACUGACAGUGGUGAAGACACGUCUACAGGUGAAACCACAGUGGUAGAACCAGAGACUGGAGAAUCAGACAAGAACUUGUUUAAAUUGAUGAAGGAAGUUGAAUUAGCCGAUAAAAAGUACUAUCGAGAAUGCUUGAAGAUGGAUACUCUUAGAUGUUCCGUGGAAGAACUACUGGUUGAUCACCUAACAUUUAUGGAAAGAUGCGAAUUGGAUAGAUUGAAAGCCGUUAAGAAGGCGACUUUCGACUUCUGUGCCACGGUGAGUAACAAGAUCUCCAGUUUAAAGAUUAGUGUGGAUAAUAUGAUUCAGAAGGAAGAUAGCAUGGAUCCCAACGCAGAUUUACUGCACUUCCUGAUGAAAUACCGCACUGGGUAUUUCCAACCUCAUGUCAUCACGUAUAAUAAUUAUUACAACCCAGGCGCAUUCCAAAAUUUCGGCAUAGAUUUGGAAACAAGAUGUCGUCUGGAUAAAAAAGUGGUUCCCUCAAUAGCAUCGGUCAUUUUAUCAUACAUGGACCAAGUAUACCCUGAAUUACCCAGCGAUAAAGUGAGGAUAUCUGUAUGGACAGCGCCAGUUAAAUUGAACCUUUCACACCAAUUGAGAAAUCUUUUGAACAGAAGACAGUUCAAAGAUGAUGCUGAAAUUAUGGAAGUUAUCAAAGAAUCUAAUUCUGACGCAAGCACAGUUGCAAGUGUCCUCAAAAUCUACCUGUUGGAAUUGCCUGAACCAUUAGUUUCUGACGACAUCUACGAUGUACUCAAAAUGCUUUAUGCUAAAUAUACCAUACAUCCAACUACUGAAGAAGAUUCACAGAAUUCUCAAACGGAGGAAGAAUUACAAGAGAUGGAAUCCAACAAAAUCAGAGGUCUUUACACCACACUUUCAUCCUUGCCUAAACCUCAUAUCGCUACUUUAGAUGCAAUAACAACCCAUUUUUGCAGAUUGAUCAAAAUCUUGAAGAUGGGUGAAAAUGGCCAAGAAAUAGCCUCGGAGUUUACACAUUCAAUUUCACAAGAAUUUGCCAAUUGUAUCAUCAAAGUACGCGUAUCUGAUGGUAACGAUCUGGGCUACAGGAUCUUUUACGAUCUCUUGACGCACAAGAAGGAAAUUUUUGGAGUCUUGAAAAGGCAAGGUUCAAGAGCCAAGAGCGAAAACUCUAAUUAA
Zygosaccharomyces rouxii is the source of this 2160-nucleotide messenger RNA. RefSeq names its product GTPase-activating protein RGD2 (gene RGD2). Gene Ontology annotation, biological process: cytoskeleton organization; small GTPase-mediated signal transduction. Gene Ontology annotation, molecular function: GTPase activator activity. The coding region runs from base 1 to 2160 and encodes 719 amino acids. The transcript has a single exon. Lineage: Eukaryota; Fungi; Ascomycota; Saccharomycetes; Saccharomycetales; Saccharomycetaceae. The record is from RefSeq and is a predicted model, not a curated record. Gene Ontology annotation, cellular component: cytoplasm; division septum; cell division site.